Molecule: messenger RNA, 1057 nt
Organism: Rhodamnia argentea
Lineage: Eukaryota; Viridiplantae; Streptophyta; Magnoliopsida; Myrtales; Myrtaceae
Product: NDR1/HIN1-like protein 13
Exons: 2
Coding region: 1-1035 (344 amino acids)
Source: RefSeq, a predicted model, not a curated record
AUGUCGAGACGCUGCUUCUUCACUUCAAGCCUCUCAUUCAAUCAAAAACCAAAGAGAGUACCCCUCCCACCUGGUUUCUCUCCAAUCUCUAAAGUUUUCCAUUCUUCCACCACCACCACCACCUCGCCGCCACCGCCGUCGCCGCCCGCCGUGCAUACCUCCUUAGCCCCCAGUUCCAGCGACUUCUCCCUCCUCUCGCCAACCGCUCCCCAUCUUCUCAUGGAGGAGCGGGAUCACCCUUCUUCCAGCACUGUAGCCAUUAGCCACGAGCUGCCUGUGCCCGACCCCGACCCUGACCCCAACCCCGACCCCGACCCAUUGAGGCCCAAUGAGCCGCACGAAGUCUUCCCCAUGGGCACUUACGUCGUCCAAGUGCCCAAGGACCAGGUUUACCGCGUUCCGCCGCCCGAAAAUGCCCUGAUCAUCGAGCGCUACCGCACGCCCAUUGCCAAAAGCAAGGGGCCAUGGCGCUGCUGCUGCUGCUUGCGUCUGCUAUUUAUCUUCAUUGCCGUCCUCACCGCUCUUGGGGUUCUCCUGAGCAUUACCUCAACUAUCAUUAAGGCCAAGGACCCCGUUUUCUACAUCGAUCAUUUCCUCAUCAAGAAUAAGUCGCGCUCUAGCCAAGGUAACGUCGGACAUGAGUUCGAUAUAAGGACGAGGGCUAAGAACCCGAAUGUCAGGAGCGCGAUCUUGUACAAGGAAGGGGGAAAGAGUUCCCUUUCGUUCGAGAAAAAGGAAGUCGCGAUCGGGAAAUUUCCAACCUUUUAUCAAAGCAAGAAGAGCACGACAACAUCUCAGUUAGUCCUCCACGAUUCUAGUAAUGGAUCAUCAAAGGGGAUCGACGAAAGAAUGAAGGGCGCGAAAUCGAAGCCGAAUUUGUCGUUCGCGCUAUCUAUUAAAGUCCCAGCUAGGAUGACGGUGGGAUUGUUUAAGAAACAGGAUGUGAACAUUGUUGUUUCGUGCAACUUUGAGGUAGAUACAUUAGCCGAGGGAAGAACUCGUGUACAUUCCCAACAAUGUCGUACCGAACACUAGGGUUAACGAGGCUGUAGCUUGC